AUGCAUGUUGUCAGCCCAAUUACUGUCGGAGAACAAAUCAAAAGAGGAGGAAAAAGUUACCCACUCAAUACAGUCCAAUAUUUCACAUUAUUCCAAGCGCCAAAUGGACUUCCACCUCCAAGGAAUUGUGAUCAUGCCAUCAAUUUGUUACUAGGCUCUAAACCAGUCAAUCAGCAGCCAUAUCGCUACUCCUAUGAGCAGAAAAACAUAAUCGAGAUGAUGGUGAGAAAAAUACUGGAAGAACAAGCUAGUUCUUCACCAUUCGCAUCCCUUGUGAUUUCGGUCAAGAAGAAGGAUUUUUCGUGGAGGUUUUGUGUUGAUUAUCGCAAACUAAACGAGCUGACUCUGAAAAACAAGUAUCCCAUUCCGGCGGUAGAAGACUUGUUGGAUGAGUUGCAAGGGGCAAAGCUUUUUUCCAAAUUAAAUUUACGGUUAGGCUGCCAUCAAAUACGAAUGAGGAGAGGGGAUGAGUACAAGACCGCUUUUAAAACACAUCAUGGGUUAUGGGAAUUCCGCAUAAUACCGUUUGGAUUGACAAAUGCCCUUGCUACCUUCCAGGCUUUGAUGCACGAAAUCUUUGGUCCGUACCUAAGGAAGUUCGUCCUCGUAUUUUUUGAUGACAUUUUGGUUAACAGUGCUAACCUUGAAGACCAUAUUAGGCAUCUCAGAAGAGUGUUUGAACUAUUUCAGCAAAACAGGUUGUUUGCUAAAUGA
Messenger RNA from Nicotiana tabacum (common tobacco), 714 nucleotides. The record is from RefSeq and is a predicted model, not a curated record. NCBI's taxonomy places the organism in Eukaryota, Viridiplantae, Streptophyta, Magnoliopsida, Solanales, Solanaceae.